UCUGGAAGCUAGGCCGGAGGCCAGGGGGUGGGGCGGCGGUGCCGGGCUCUCCGGAAGGAGACGUGGCGGUGGUUGGGUUCCCGGCUUCUAGGUGGCUUUAUAGUCCCGCCGCCGCCUCCUCCUCCUCCUCCUUCUCCUCCUCCUCCUCGUCUCCUCUUUGGCCCGAGGAGGGUGUAGCAGCGGCUGGGGAAAGUGGCAGCGGAGGAUGGAGGAAGGAGGCGGCGGCGUGCGGAGUCUGGUCCCCGGGGGGCCGGUGUUCCUGGUCCUCUGCGGCCUCCUGGAGGCGUCUGGCGGCGGCCGCGCGCUUCCCCCGCUCAGCGAUGAUGUCCCUUUUCGAGUCAACUGGCCCGGCACCGAGUUCUCUCUGCCCACAACUGGAGUUUUAUAUAAAGAAGAUAACUAUGUCAUCAUGACAACUCCAGACAAAGAAAAAUAUAAAUGUAUACUUCCCCUUGUGACAAGUGGAGAUGAGGAAGAAGAAAAAGAUUAUAAAGGCCCUAAUCCAAGAGAGCUUUUGGAACCGCUGUUUAAACAAAGCAGUUGUUCUUACAGAAUUGAGUCUUAUUGGACUUAUGAAGUAUGUCAUGGAAAACAUAUCCGGCAGUACCAUGAAGAGAAAGAAACUGGUCAGAAAAUAAAUAUUCAUGAGUACUACCUUGGGAAUAUGUUGGCUAAGAACCUUCUAUCUGAAAAAGAACUAGAAGCGGAAGAAAAAGAAAAAUCAAAUGAGAUUCCCACUAAAAAUAUUGAAGGUCAGAUGACACCCUACUAUCCUGUGGGAAUGGGAAAUGGUACACCUUGUAGUUUGAAACAGAACCGGCCCAGAUCAAGUACUGUGAUGUACAUAUGUCAUCCUGAAUCUAAGCAUGAAAUUCUUUCAGUAGCUGAAGUUACAACUUGUGAAUAUGAAGUUGUCAUUUUGACACCACUCUUGUGUAAUCAUCCCAAAUAUAGGUUCAGAGCAUCUCCUGUGAAUGACAUAUUUUGCCAGUCACUGCCAGGAUCUCCAUUUAAACCCCUCACUUUGAGACAGUUGGAGCAGCAAGAGGAAAUACUAAGGGUACCUUUUAGAAGAAAUAAAGAGGAAGAUCUGCAGCCAACUAAAGAAGAAAGGUUUCCAGCAGUCCACAAACCUAUUGCUGUUGGCUCUCAGCCAGUGCUCACUGUUGGAACAACUCACAUAUCCAAACUCACAGAUGACCAGCUUAUAAAAGAAUUCCUCAGUGGCUCUUACUGCUUUCAUGGGGGUGUUGGUUGGUGGAAAUAUGAAUUCUGCUAUGGCAAACAUGUAUAUCAGUACCAUGAGGACAAGGACAGUGGGAAAACUUCUGUAGUUGUGGGGACUUGGAAUCAAGAAGAGCAUAUUGAGUGGGCAAAGAAGAACACUGCCAGAGCCUAUCAUCUUCAAGACGAUGGGACCCAGACAGUCAGGAUGGUCUCACAUUUUUAUGGGAAUGGAGAUAUUUGUGAUAUAACUGACAAACCAAGACAAGUGACUGUAAAACUAAAGUGUAAAGAAUCAGACUCUCCUCAUGCUGUUACUGUGUAUAUGCUAGAGCCUCACUCCUGUCAGUAUAUUCUUGGGGUUGAAUCUCCAGUGAUCUGUAAAAUCUUAGAUACAGCAGAUGAAAAUGGACUUCUUUCUCUCCCCAACUGAAGGAUAUUAAAGUUGAAGGGAAGAAAAGAUCAUUGAAAGUCAUGAUAAUUUCUUUCUGACCAUGUGUCUCAUUAAGAGUUCACAGCCGGCCCAGGGAUUUAGCUCAGUGGUUUCGCUGCCUGCUGCACAAGCGCAAGGACCUGAGUUUGAUCCCUGGUACCAAAAAAAAAAAGAGUUCACAGCCAUGGACCUCAUCUUAAGGAUGUAUAAAAAGAUUCUCAACCACUUUGUGAAUGUAUAUGUGUAUAUAAGAGGUUAUUGAUAAACUUCUAAGACAGACAUUUAUCUCACUUUUUUCUUUUUUAUGUGUGUCAUAUGAACUGAUUGUGUUUUGUCUUUGCUUGGAUAAUGUGACUCCAAAAUAAAACUCAUCCAAGCACAUUAAUGGGUCUAGCCCCUCUGAAUGUUGGAAUUGUUGUACUUACUUAAAGAUUUUAAAUAAUAGAUUUAUUUGUAAAUUACAGUAUAUAUAGCUAGCUAAUGAAGUAAAGAUAACAAAGAAAUUGGUGUUUAUUUAAAUGAGAGACCAUGUAAAGUGUGUAAAUUCUAAUGCCUAAAAUCCUUUCAACAAUAUAGCAGCUGCUCUCUGCCAGGCAUUAAACUAGAAAAUGGGCACAAA
Messenger RNA from Heterocephalus glaber (naked mole-rat), 2276 nucleotides. RefSeq names its product endoplasmic reticulum lectin 1 (gene Erlec1). Gene Ontology annotation, cellular component: endoplasmic reticulum lumen. The record is from RefSeq and is a predicted model, not a curated record. Gene Ontology annotation, biological process: retrograde protein transport, ER to cytosol; endoplasmic reticulum unfolded protein response; ERAD pathway. Lineage: Eukaryota; Metazoa; Chordata; Mammalia; Rodentia; Bathyergidae.